This is a messenger RNA of Penicillium daleae, 3645 nucleotides long. RefSeq lists its product as uncharacterized. NCBI's taxonomy places the organism in Eukaryota, Fungi, Ascomycota, Eurotiomycetes, Eurotiales, Aspergillaceae. Gene Ontology annotation, biological process: protein phosphorylation. The coding region runs from base 1 to 3645 and encodes 1214 amino acids. The transcript is spliced from 3 exons. The record is from RefSeq and is a predicted model, not a curated record. Gene Ontology annotation, molecular function: protein binding; ATP binding; protein kinase activity.
AUGAUUGACUCCUACGAUGAUAUUCUCAAUUCUCUCGACGAUGAUAACAACUAUUAUUCUGUGGACGGAGACAAUCUCUCUCCUUCUCUUCAAGCCUGGUCCAACUCGGCUGACAUCGAAGAGCUCGACCUCGACAGCUUUAAUAUCUCUUCAGACUCAGAUGCCUCAUGGGUUGACCCUUUAGAAUCCGCCAUCACAGCCACUCGCAACGGAUCGGCCCCUAUUCUUAGCACCCUCUCUCAGUUCACAACCAUCCUCUCCCAGACAGGCGUUCAUGGUCCCCGUCUGCUCAAAGCAACCAAUCUCUCUUCACGAGCUACCAAAAUCGGCUCGGGCGCCCAAUUCACAGUCUUCAAGGAUCCACUCUUUGAAGGAGAGGUCAUCAAGCGCGUCAAUGUCCCUCUUACCAGUAGAGCUGAACAACGCUUUGCGGCGAGCAAUGACUAUCGCCUUCAACUCAAGACCUUGGAGCUAGAGAUCUUAUCUCUUUGCAAUCCAGUGUUACGCGCCCAUCCAAACAUCACUAGCCUUCUAGCGUGGGGUUUUGAUUUCCCCUUUGCGGAUUUAGCUGUACCGGUGUUGUUCAUGGAAGCGGCGAUCAUGCCUUUGGGGGACUUUCUGAGUGCUGAAAAUAGGUCAAUUACAGUGAGAUAUCAGUUUGCGCUGGAUAUAGCAAAUGGAUUGGAAGCGCUCCAUCAUCUCAAGAUUGUUCACGGAGAUGUCAAGCCGGACAAUGUACUUGUCUUCGCCGGUCUCACUGAGAACGUCCCAUUCCAGGCCAAGUUGAGUGACUUUGGUGUCUGUGUUGAUUUAGAGGCUCCAGAUGGAAGGUUCUCCCUAAGCGACUAUCGUGGCACACCUGCCUGGCUGGCACCUGAGUUGAUAAGUGGGGAUAUCUCCAAGUUUGGGAAAUUCUCACCCGAUUUGAUGUUCAGAUUUGAUGCAUACAGCUUUGGCUUGGUCCUCUUGUCUAUAUUCACAGGGAAUGGACAACUACCAAAUUUGGACAAGAGCCCCGAAAAGGUCUCAGAUCAGGUGUCAAAAUUGCUGAACGGCCAGCAAGACAUACCCUCAGAUAUGCGUAUGGAGUUGCGCAAGGGCAUGUUGAAUCAUCUCGCCGAGGAUCCUAGGGACCGAAAACUCCCAAGUCCUAAUUUAUUGAAAUUUGAUAGCCCCGGCUAUGGAUCUUGGCUCGCAUCAAUACAAUCAAGUGCUGCAGACACCCACGUUGGCAUCAUUGACCCUAUUUACAACAAAGGACCGUUAUUCUGGUACCGACUCGAUCAGAGCAUCCGCACCGAGCUUGAGACACAGUAUACGCUCGGGAAAGAUGGCAGUGCUCCUCCUUUUGGAGGGAAUGUACUUUUUGGAAUUGCACAAACUAUUACAGGCGAGAAGCCGACCUAUCUCGACCGCAUGCUGACAUACCUGGGCGACGCGGCGAGGGCGGGCUAUUCACCUGCCAGAGCUAUAUACGCGCAAGUCAUGGAGGCGCAUAAUCAUCCUAUCGAGUUCAGCGAGGGAGAAUUGAAGAAAUGGACUUUGCAGGCUGUAUCUGAGGGAUAUUUCUUUACGGAUUCCGGUUACGGGCAAGAUGAGAUUGAGAAAUCACGAGACCAGUUCAGACGACAGGGUGGAUUUUGUUCAGAUCCUUUCCUGGCCAAAAAGGAGAUCAAGACAACAGUGAGCGCGAACAAAGCGCUGGAUUGGGUUACUAAGAACGGGAUUGUCGUUGAUCGGAAAGGGAACACAUUACUUCAUGCUGCCGCUGCUCUUGGAGCGACAGAUGUGGUCCAAGAGCUGUUAGAUUCCACGCAGGUGGCAGUGGACGUGGAGAACGACGAUGCUGAAACACCGCUGUAUAAAGCAUUCCAGGCAGGACAUACCGAAGUGAUUGAGAUCCUACUUGAUCGUGGUGCCAACGCACGCACCAAAACUCGACAAAAUGUCACCCCUCUACAUUGGCUAUUUAUGAUCCGCGAAAUUUUCAUUGAUCGAAUAGCGAAUCUGAUGGUUGAAGGAGGGGCUGAUAUCAAUGCGGUCAUUACGCCCGUCGUGAAGGAAAACAGCGGUGGAUAUCCAGAGAAGAUUCAGAUCUUUCACUAUCCAUUUGAACUUCCUCACGGUACCCCUCUUCAUUGGGCCUGCUUCUUCCGGCAUACCGUAGCUAUGGAUGGUCUCCUUUCUCUUGGGGCCAACAUAAAUGCGUGCUACCAUGGGCUAGACGCAUCAUCAACUUCACUUGCGUUGACGGCAUAUUUUGGCGAGCCCCAGAUAGCCAAAUAUUUGAUAUCCCACGGUGCGGACGGCACUCUGCUCGAUUCCAUGAAACGUAACACUCUGCAUGGCAUCACCAAAUACUUCCCUGACCGGCAUGGCUAUCUACCUCAUUACUGGCAUUACUGGAUCCGUCACGGAUCUUGGGAACAGCAUUCGACACAGAUGACGAAUCUGGUCCGUGUCCUGAUCAAGGCUGGGGCAGACAUCAAUGCCAAAGACAAGGGUUAUUCUCCCUUGACUCCUAUUGCCGCUGCCGCUGAUUUGGGAGUUUGGGAUGGGGGUAUGAUAUGCGCACUGUUAGACGCAGGAGCCAACCUCGAAGAAUCCAUCCUCUCGGCAGGAGAUACUGUCCUGCAUUGCUGGGUCUCUAUUGUUGGACCCCGUUUGGAUUAUCCAGAGUCUUAUUUACCAACUAUGCAGAAGAUAGCCAAGGCCAUGCCGAACAUCGACAUCCGCAAUCGAUUUCAAGAAGAUACUCCGCUUCACUUGCUAGCAACUACAUAUCACCCGGAGGAUGAGUUCGAGGCGGCAUGUGAGAUCCUACUGAAUCACUCGAACCCAGCAGACAUCGAUGCGAAAGCUCGUCGUGGAGAAACUCCACUCUCCAUAGCCCUAGAGACAAAUCUGGAUCCGGCACGGCGGGGUCGCUUCCUGCUUGACAAAGGCGCUGAUCCCCUCGUCCUCCACGCUCGAGAACGAGACAUCUUCUACUCCAUCGCCAAUAAUGUCGUUCUCAACGACCAAGCCAGUUCCGACCUAAUCCAGACCUUCCUCCUCCGGCUGAACGCCGACAUCGAACAAGCUUACAAAACCCAUUACCUCUGCAACGCCAAUAGCCACGAAACUCUCAAUGCCGCUGCAAGCCGCGGAAAAACAUCGACAGUAAAACUCCUCCUCUCCAUCGGUCUGCUCAGCCAUAUCAACAAGCCCGAUACAGCAAAAUCCCCACCAUGGACAGCCCUAGACCAAGCCCUCCACUUCGCAGAACUCAGCCGCCGUGCUCAUAUCCAGCAACUAGCCUCCUACAAAGCAGGCGCAGCCCGGACAAAUGCACUCGAAGCAGACCUCGUCUAUGAUAUAAAUCAAGGUCCGCCCGCGCGUGCGGCGGAAGCAUACAGAUGUUUCCCGGAUGUUAUACAGACACUGCGAAAUGCAGGGGCAAAACGGACAUGUGAGAUUGACAGAUUGUCGAAUGGUGAUUAUAUUCGGCAACCUAGGGAAUGGGAUGAGGAGGAAAUCCGUCGGUUUGGGUUCACGCCGGAGACGCAGCCUAAUCGGGAAGCGUGGAAAGAGUUGUAUGAUUUGGCUAGAUACAGUGGGCGGGGCUGGUUGGGUAUGUUGACUGGGGGAAGGUUCGGUAGUUGA